AUGGAUAUUAGGUACGAAGAACCUUUGUGUGUGGACGAAAUUUCAUUAAAGCAUGUCAGUGUUCUUGGCCAAGGGGCUUACGGCUCUGUCUCUCUCAAAGGUCAUCCUCGCCACGGUUUUUACGCAAAGAAGACAUCUCCAAUAGAACUCAUGGAGAAUCUCAAGAAGGAGCUCAGGAUCAUGCUUCACUUCCGUAAUCAUCCUCGCAUCAUUCAAGCCUCAAGCGAUCAACUUUACUUAGGUAUGCUCCUCAAAGAUUGCUACAUAUAUAUGGAGUACGCCUUCGAAGGUACUCUACGCGAGAUAAUCUCUGCUUUCCAAGGAAAGCCAUUGCCUGAGCAUGUGAUUGGACGCUCCACUCGUAUGAUCCUACAAGGACUCGAAGCGCUUCACUCACACGGCUAUGUUCACUGCGACCUCAAGCCAUCCAACGUUCUCCUUUUCCCUUCCACCACUUUGGGAGACCCGUGGAAUGUGAAGCUUGCUGAUUUCGGAUUAGCCAAGGAGCCUAAUACGGAUUCUAGGUCGUUGUUUGCUGGUACGAUAUACUACAUGCCUCCAGAAUCUGUUGGACCAGACGGAGUGAUCGGACCGGCCCUUGAUAUAUGGUCUCUAGGGUGUAUAAUUUAUGAGAUGUUUGGAGGUAAGCCAAUAAAGAUUGGAGAUUCAUACGAGUGGAGGCUGGACCAAGAUAUCUCUCCGGUGACCAAAGACUUCUUGAGGUUGUGCCAUACUAUGCAUCCAUUAAGUAGGGCUUCCGCGACAGAGCUUUUGAACCAUCCUUUUAUCACACAAAGAAACUCCAUUCCACGAGCACGACCAAUCCCAACUCGUUCUCCUAAAAGACAACAAGGCUUGAAGUUUCCUUUAAUAUUUACACGAACGAUAUGUGGUCCAUUGCCAACUCCAAUCGGUCCUACUAGAAGACAACAUGCAAGAAGCUGCGUCAAUGGUUCCAAAAACUCGAGAUCCAUUAAAGGUGGAGAAGAAUGA
Messenger RNA from Arabis nemorensis, 993 nucleotides. The record is from the annotation of a GenBank genome assembly. Lineage: Eukaryota; Viridiplantae; Streptophyta; Magnoliopsida; Brassicales; Brassicaceae.